Molecule: messenger RNA, 1992 nt
Organism: Volvox carteri f. nagariensis
Lineage: Eukaryota; Viridiplantae; Chlorophyta; Chlorophyceae; Chlamydomonadales; Volvocaceae
Exons: 10
Coding region: 149-1495 (448 amino acids)
Biological process (GO): microtubule anchoring at mitotic spindle pole body; protein localization to mitotic spindle pole body; mitotic sister chromatid segregation
Cellular component (GO): mitotic spindle; MWP complex; microtubule organizing center
Molecular function (GO): protein binding
Source: RefSeq, a predicted model, not a curated record
AUCAUGAGGAAGCUGGCCAUCGCGGCGUGAGAAACAAAUUAAACAAUACCGUGACAGCCUGCUCGGCUCCGCAAUUAAGCGGUUUGUAAUGAGUGAAUACCUGAUAGAGAUGACAUGAAACAAGUCACUUUGUGGUGGCACUGGACACAUGGAUUUUAGCGACGCCUACAGAUACUCUGGGCCAGUCCCGGCUUUCUCACCCGAUGGACGCUUCGUGGCGAGCGUCGCGGAGUAUCGCCUCAUCAUCCGUGAGGUUGAAACCAUGCGUGUGGUCCAGCUUUACUCAUGCCUGGACCGAGUUGACAGCAUCGAGUGGUCUGCCAACUCCAUCUACGUGCUCUGCGGCAUCUUCUCCCGGGGGACCAUCCAGGUAUGGUCCGUGGAGAGCUCCGAGUGGAGCUGUAAGAUCGACGAGGGCCCCGCGGGCGUGGCGGCGGUGCGAUGGAGCCCUGACGGCUGCAGCGUGCUGGUGGUGGCGGAGUUCGCACUGAGGGUGACCGUGUGGUCGCUGACGGACCGCAAGUGCCGCUACCUACGGGGGCCGAAGCACGUGGACCGGGGGGUGGCCUUCAGCGCGGAUGGGGCGCACAUGGCGGUGCUGGAGCGAAGCGACAUGAAGGACUGGGCAAGCGUGUACGACACUCGCACCUGGUCUGAGGCUGCGCACUUCCAGUUGUCGACGUCGGACGCUGCGGACCUGGCCUGGUCCCCGGAGGGCUGCGUUCUGGCGGUCUGGGAUAGCUGCCUCAAAUACAAGGUGGUGUUGGUGAACCCGCGGAACGGCUCUCCGCUGGCGACCUACAGCGCGUACGACCACGAGGCGCUGGGGGUCAAGCUGUGUUCCUGGAGCCCCGCGGGUGAGCUGCUGGCGGUGGGCUCCUUCGACCGGUGCGCCCGCCUGCUGGACCACGUGACCUGGCAGCCGCUGCUGACUGCGGAGCACCCGCAGGCAGUGACGGCACCCGCGGGGGUGCUGGUGUUCCGGGAGGUGAGGGGCAGGGAGUUGGGGUGGGGGGCGGGGGAACCUGACGAACCGGCGGUCCCCGCUUCCCGCCUCCACGACCCGGCCGCCCGCUCAAGCUACGUGCUGGCAGACCUGCCCGCAUCCGUGCCCUUCGCAAAGCCAGCUCUGGACGCCCCAUCACCCAAGCUGGGAGUAGGUCGUUGCGCCUGGAGUGGUGAUGGUCGCUACCUGGCCACGUUGGAGGACAGCAGCGGUAAUGCCGUGUGGCUGUGGGACCUCACCGCCAUGGAGCUGGUGGCGGUGCUGCUGCACCUGGCGCCAGUGACGGACCUGGCGUGGGGGCCACGGGGCAGCACUCUGGCCCUGGUGACCGGCACCAACAAGGUCUUCCUGUGGACCCCCGGGGGGGCCACCAUAGCCAUGCUGCCGCUGCCCACCCUGCAGGCGUUUGGCUGCUGCUGGAAUAACACGGCCACCACUUUGCUGCUGCGCGGCCCAGAAGCCUUUUGCUGCUGCUACCUAACUGCAUAAUGCUUCGAUGCUGUGACACGAGAGACAAAGAGACAGGGAGAGAGAGAGAGGGGAAGAGAGAGAGGCGAAGAGAGAGAGGGGAAGAAAGAGAGAGACGACCCGCGGCACGGCACGGAGAUCUGGGCGCACCUGUAGAUACAUACAUCACGACACAUGGUGAUGAUGGCAUGCGACUUGAUGUGAGCUUGGGUGCACACACACACACACACAUACACACACAUACACCAUAAUCGUUCCGAUGUGCCGCUGCUCUUUGUCACGCCAUGCCAAUGAAUGAAGCAAGAACGCAACGGGAUGGUGAGGAAAGGAGCGAUUGAGUGAAACAAAUGCGGAGCUUUUAUGGGGGCGUGGUUGAGGCGGGUGGAAAUGGUUGGGUGCGAACGGGGUCUGUUAUCACGGCCGUCUCUCUGAGGGCCUUGUGCAGUGGAGUAUGGCUCUCAUUCCUGCGGCACUCUUCCGUGUGAAAGAGACAGUGUUUUGUAAUCCAAAAAGGCCUC